UGCACACCUGCGCGCACGGGUUGGGCGGGCUGGGCGGGUAUGGGUCGUGGCCUGGACCCUGGCAUCUAAUCCUGCUUUGGCAUUCUCUUGGCUCUUGAGAUGCGAGCCCUUUGCGCCCCAGGUUGGUGGCUGAGCAUGGGUCAGCCACAGUUGCUCAUUGGUUGGGUACUGGAUUCCGACCAAGUCCGAGGGCCGGAGCCGGUCGGCCAGGCCGAAAAAAACGCUGUCACGCACCUCCUCUACGCUUCGUACCCACUUCCCGUGCUCCGUACUACCUCCAUCUCUCCAGACCUGGUACCGAUCAAUGUGCACGUUCCGGGCGCUUGCUGGAUUUUGACUGGAAAACCUUCCUCCUGGGUGGUGGGAGGGUUGGCCGACUGGAUGGUUGGAGGGUGGGAGGGCGACCGGCUCGUUUUCUGCGCGCGUGCUUGCUCACCUUAUCCCCGGAAAGAAGUGAAAAUUUUUCUUGUCGUUCCGCAUUCCCCCUUCUCCUUGGUCUCAACCGAUUUCUGAUUUCCUGGGCGAGCGUCGUUGGGAUCGGGGAUGGCCAGUCACACCACCCCGUGUGUCAUGCGAUUGCGCCGGACCAUUGCGAUUGAGUCACCACGGAGGAGGACAAA
Messenger RNA from Ilyonectria robusta, 620 nucleotides. RefSeq lists its product as uncharacterized. Bases 100 to 513 code for a protein of 137 amino acids. NCBI's taxonomy places the organism in Eukaryota, Fungi, Ascomycota, Sordariomycetes, Hypocreales, Nectriaceae. The record is from RefSeq and is a predicted model, not a curated record. The transcript has a single exon.